AUCACGAAAGGAAAAAGAAAAAAGUCAGCAUUAAACCAAGGGGUUUUGUGUUUCAGUUGACUGCACCCCAACAUUCGAACAUGGACCAUCAAAACGAGGUGACGAUCAGGAUCCUAUGCCGGAAACUGGUAAUAUUGAAGAAAGAAGCCGGCCUGCAAUGGCUUAUCGGUUCGCCGUACUUGCCCUCGGUCAGUAUCGUCUCCACCCUCAGAUGCCUCCACACACUCCCGUCCGAUCCUCUGUCUCCUCAAUUGUCCAUGGAAUCAGAUGAAAUAAGAAGUCUCCUUCCUAGGGGGUUUGAAGUUAUUGGUGCAGUGAUUGUUCAUGAUAAGAAUGAAGUUAGAGCAGAAAGAAUUACAAGUGAUGCUAUUUUAGCCGCUAGUGACUUUAGGAAGCUCCUUUAUGGAAAUGACAGUCAAGAUCAAGUAUUGAUUGGAGCUGCUCUGGAUCUAAACAGCGCCCAUGGUGAUAGUGAUCUGCAGUUCUUCGUAUCAAGGACCGCAAAUACGAAUAAUUUGGAGAAAGUUUGUACUGUAAUUUAUGAAGAUCAGCCCGAGAAGGAAGUGUGGCAGAGAGGCUCUAUCAUUCAUUGUGAACUUCCUUUGAAUUUGCCUCUGUAUUAUGCGCCAAACAAUCCCAAAGGCAUUGAAGAUGCAUAUGCACGAGCAAUUGAGGAUGUGGAAAGAAAAUUUAGAGACCCACAAGCUGCAUAUAUCAUAGAAGCCCAGCCUUCUCUGGGUGGACCUCAGCCUGUCAUUCUUCAUGGAAUAGAUUUGGAUCUACCAGCUUCGCUUCCAAACAAUGCUUUUCUAAUUGAAGAUGCUCAAGAGUCAAUCACCAAAUCUCUAAAAUGUUCAUACUUUCUCUCAGAUAGUAAGGACGUUUCAUCUUUUACCUCUUUGGAGAAGAAUGCAGAUAAAAUUGUUGUCAGCGUCAUGUUUAAUAGAUCACGGAGUAAUUCUGAACCUGCUGCACCUAUUGCUGAGUAUUAUCCAGCAAUGGGGGAAGCCCAAUUUUCGGCUGUAAAUCACAAAUUAAAAGUGCUAUGCUAUGUGAAGAAGGAUCUGCUGUUGACGAGUAUGGUUUCAAAGUUACUCAUCCCUGGAUUGGUUGAUCAGUUGCAUGCAUUAAAGAACAAGUUCUUCACUGAUGUCUUUGUUCAACAGCCGAAGCUACAACCAUACCAUUUCAUGCCUUCAGGCUUUCUACAUCCAAUCACAGUUGUAUAUGAACUUAGCUAUGGGGAGACAGAAAUCAAGCAAGUUGAAGCUCGCAGAACACUUCACCGGAGACUAGGGUUGCCACUUGACCGCCCUCUUUUGAGAAUUGCUAAUGCUAUAAACUUUUCUACAGUGAUGGACAACUCGAAGGACAAAUCAACUUCAAAGGGUUCCACUUUGCUCAAGGAUGUACAUCGUGGUAUUCCAAGCAGUGGGGUAUCUGGCGGCCAUAUUUCUCUAAUUCAAGGGCUGGGGUUGUGCUUAUCGGUCUCUGCAGACUAUCAUUUCUUGGUUCAGACAGCAACACUAUAUUUCCAUGGAUGUCCCUUCACACAGCAGGCACUGGUAGAAAUUGGUGACAAGGAACCUUCAUUUGUCGGGUCACGUGAAUGGAUUGGGGCCAUUGAGUUGAGUUUUGUUUUGGACAAGCUACUUGGAGUAAAAUGUGUAUGCUUUUGGUUGAUAAUUGAAGAACAAGAUGCAAAUAAGUGCGGCAUAGUGCCUCUCUCUCUCUCUCUCUCUCUGUAUGUGUGUGUGUGUGUGUCUGACUGGUUAACUGCAAUCUUGACAGUUGACUACAAUGACGAGAGUGGAGACUGCGCAUUUCUGAUAUUGGACCCCCAUUACACGGGCAACGAAGACCUCAAGAAGAUUGUCAAUGGUGGGUGGUGCGCUUGGAAAAAGGCGGUCGAUGCCAAAGGAAAACAUUUCUUCUUGCACAAUAAGUUCUACAAUCUCCUCCUCCCUCAGAGGCCCAAUAUGCACAGUUGCUCUGCCGGCUUACAUGGCGGCUCCGAGCCUGCUCUGUCACCAUUAUCAUCAUCUCCACCCAUACGUCAUCCCUGCUCCGUACUGUUGCCCUUCUCUCAGACCCCAACUGUUCAUAUUCGCAAAACCACCCCAAAGCCCUACCAAAACCCCCAUCUCCGUCUCCGUUCCGAUUUUCACGAUUUAUCAGCCAAAAAAUGCAGUAAUUGUAGCUACACUGCCUCGACCUUCCCGAGCUUCGAUUCUGAGGCUCAGCAACAAACAGACGACGGCAAUUGCUUAGAAGAAGUGAGAGAAGCCAUCAGAGAGUAUCUGGAACAGCUUGGAGUUUCGAGGGAGGACGCGUCUCGCAUUAGCUUUGGCUGCCCCAACUAUUUGAAGAUGCUGAUCGACGGCGUCCAAGACCUUGACGACUGGAACUCGUGGUCCGCCGCCGCAGGGCCCGGUGAUCAAGGGCCUGUACAGUUUAAAAACAGAGUGUAUCAGAUGGCAAAGCAGAAAGGGGACAAAGGUAUUCUCCCUUUCCUGGAGAGCGAAGGACUUCCUCUCUCCUCCGCCACUCGCUUGGCUCGUUAUCUCUCUUCUUCUGGCUCCAAUGUGUUACCUCUCCUUGUUCCCAAGGUUAAGUAUGUGAAGGAAAUUUUGUUUUCUGGUAGUCUUGAUUCUGAAUUUAUUGGGAAAAAUGCUCGGCGUAUGAUGACACACCUCUCAAUUUCUGUCGAUGAGGACGUGCAACAGACUUUGGCAUUCUUUGAAAAGGUUGAAGCAAGGCGUGGAGGUCUGAAUCUCUUGGGUUCUGAUAACACCUCUUUCCGGUACCUCAUUGAAUCUUUUCCACGUCUUCUUUCUCUUCCACUAGAAUCUCGUCUAAAGGUAACUGUGAAGGUCUUGGAAGAUAUUGGGGUUCCUAAUGAACGAGUCAGAAAUGUUCUUCUUUUAUUUCCACCCAUCUUGUUGUAUGACAUUCACAAGAGAAUAAAGCCAAGGUUGCAAUCAUUCGAAAAGAUUGGCAUAAGAGAAAAUGAUAUCAGUAAGAUGCUUGUCAAGUAUCCUUGGAUUGUUUCUCCAAGCAUCCUGGAGAAUUUUGAGGAAAUUGUUGAUUUCUUUGAUCAUGAGAAGGUCCCCAAAAUUUCAACUGCCAGUGCAAUCAAGAACUGGCCACAUAUUCUAGGAUGUUCUGUAGACAAAAUUGAGCUAAUGGUGGAACAGCUCAGACGAAUGGAUAUUAGAAAGAAGAAGUUGGGUCAGGUUAUCGCUAAAAGUCCACAAUUACUACUUCGCAAGCCUGAGGAGUUUGAUCAGGUGGUAUCCUUCUUUAACGAUUUAGGAUUAGAUGAGAAAGCUAUUUCUAAGACGCUUGCUCGUUGUCCUGAAAUUUUUGCCGCAAGCAUAGACGAAACUCUCAAGAAGAAGUUGGAGUUUCUUUCUACUGUCGGAAUUUCUGAAACCCAUCUCCCGAGAGUUAUCAGGAAAUACCCAGAACUAUUUGUUUGUGACGUCGACAGGGCAUUAUAUCCUAGAGUAAGGUACCUGAUGGAAGUCGGAUUUUCAGAAAGCGAUAGUGUCCAUGUUACACAGAUUCUCACCGGUACUCGGCCAAAGUUGGAGUUCCUAGUGAACAACAUGCAAAGGCCUCUGAGUGAUGUGGUUGCUUACCCGAGAUAUUUCAGCUACUCACUGGAGAAGAAGAUAAGGCCCAGGUAUUGGGUUCUGAAAGGUAAGAAUGUGGAACUUACAUUGAAAAAUAUGUUGGGUAUAAACGAUGAAGAAUUUGCCGCUGCGUAUUUAGAACUGGGAGAGAUGCCU
Molecule: messenger RNA, 3794 nt
Organism: Striga asiatica
Lineage: Eukaryota; Viridiplantae; Streptophyta; Magnoliopsida; Lamiales; Orobanchaceae
Source: the annotation of a GenBank genome assembly